Molecule: messenger RNA, 1308 nt
Organism: Ipomoea nil (Japanese morning glory)
Lineage: Eukaryota; Viridiplantae; Streptophyta; Magnoliopsida; Solanales; Convolvulaceae
Product: F-box protein At1g30790-like
Exons: 2
Coding region: 123-1214 (363 amino acids)
Molecular function (GO): protein binding
Source: RefSeq, a predicted model, not a curated record
CACGCUUAGCCAGUUAGCCCAGCCCACAUUUACGUAGUCAAGGUUACUGCAAUCACCACCGUUUUUACUAUUUACCCUAAACAAAUUUACCUAGACGAAGCUAUUCAUUCAAUCCAAACAAAAUGGAGAACUGCAAAUUUCCAAGGGAGCUGCUGAUCGAGAUUUUGGCUAGAUUGCCGGUAAAGUCUCUUUUGCGAUUUAAGUCUGUUUCUAAAUCCUUUUAUUCUUUAAUAAAAAGUGAUAAUCAUUUCCAACACAAGCACUAUGAAAUUAGUCGGGUGAGAAGAGAUUAUGCCAUUUUCGAGCGUCGGAUUGGGAUUAGUGAAUUUCGGCGUGAGAGAGUAUUUGGUUUAGUUUACAAAGAAUUGGAUUCUGAUGAGAUUGGAUGUGUAGACCUACCCUUACCUAGUUCAGAGACAGUAGAUGUAAAGUGUAUUGAGGGUAUAUUAUGCUUAAUUGCCGUUAGUGAUGAUGGAACUAGGAAUAUUUCAAUGUGGAAUCCAUCCACCCGGGAAAUUAAGGCAUUACCACCGAUCUCCCCACCUCACAAUUCCAUUCCUCACAAAUUCCUUACAGAUGAUCGGAAAGAAUCAAUUGGAUUUGGGUUUUGUAACAACAUGAGAGGGAAGGUUGUCAUUGUUUGGUGUUGUGGAGAUGAAGAUGAAUGGAAAUGUGAGUACAAGGUAAUGGUUUGUAGCGAGGUUGAUAACAUAUGGGGUUGGAGAGAAAUUAAUCCACAUCCUCUUUUCGAUCGAUUGUGGCCAAGGCCCUAUCAUGAUAUUUACUUGAAAGGAAAGUAUUAUUGGAAUUUUUAUGGAUACUCAGACCGUGGUUCGUUUACGCCGUAUUUGCUCUGCUUCGACAUUAGUGCCGAGACUUUUGGGACAAUUAGUUUGCCAUCUGAUCCUCCAUGCCAAAAUGGGGAUGAAGGGAAAGGUCUUGUACAUGCUAAUGUUUCGGUUAUGAAUGACACUAUUGCUUUGAUUGGUUAUCGAGGGGGACGGAGGAGAAGGGAUGGACGAUGGGAGGUUUGGUUAAUGAUGCAAAAUGGUAGUGAGGUUAAUUGGCAUAAAUAUGCCUCCAUCGGGGGUGGAGAUGAUAUUUUGCGGCCGAUACGAAUUUGGAAUCAGGAUCGUCAUUUACUCAUGCAACGGAUGAAUGCUGAAAUUUAUCUUUUGACUUUCAAUUCUCUCAAAUUCAUGGAAUCCCAUUGAUCUACUGUAGUGUUAAAAUCUAUCAAAUCUAGAGCAAAUUCAAUGCCUUGCUCAAAACUUCAUGACAGUACCUGAUUUGGAUCCAAAUUUUAGU